Messenger RNA from Zootoca vivipara (common lizard), 5829 nucleotides. It is a transcript of the gene SFI1, whose product is annotated as SFI1 centrin binding protein. NCBI's taxonomy places the organism in Eukaryota, Metazoa, Chordata, Lepidosauria, Squamata, Lacertidae. The record is from RefSeq and is a predicted model, not a curated record. Gene Ontology annotation, molecular function: phosphatase binding.
GGAUUAUCCCUCACAUGGGAUUAUCCUCUGCUUUCCCUUGGACCACCUCAGUGAGGGAGAGAUUUGGGGGGGGGGGUCGUCUUCUGAGCAGCCCAGGGCUACAAUUGAGGGGUUCAGGCCCUUGGGCUGGAGAGAUUUGGAAAAUAAAAUAAAAUUGCCAGCAUCUUGAGGGAGCCGGCGUUUGUCCGCAGAUAGUUUCCGGGUCAUGUGGCCAGCAUGACAAAGCUGCUUCUGGCGAACCAGAGCAGCGCACGGAAACGCCAUUUACCUUCCCGCCGGAGCGGUCCCUAUUUAUCUACUUGCACUUUGAUGUGCUUUCGAACUGCUAGGUUGGCAGGAGCUGGGACCGAGCAACGGGAGCUCAUGCCGUUGCAGGGAUUCGAACCGCCGACCUUCUGAUCAGUAAGCCCUAGACUCUGUGGUUUAACCCACAGCGCCACCUGGGUCCCUCGGCCUAUAGAGCGAGAUGAGCGCCGCAACCGCAGAGUCGGACACGACUGGACCUGAUGGUCAGGGGCCCCUUCACCCUUUACCUUUACCUAAAGACCCUUAUGCAAGUCUAUGAUGCUACCACACUUGGGGUUGCUUCACCUCAAAAAGAAUAGAGUUGGAAAAGAAAACACUGGUCUGGACUGGACAGUAGAGGACACAAGGCUGUUAACAUGAUGGAAAAGAAGGCUAAAGUCAGUUCAAAGUUUAUAAAAACACAGAAACAGCCUAGUCCUAAAGGAGGCUCAGGUGGCCAGUUCGCUUCUCCUCGUCUGAUUGGGAAUCGCAGGAUCUUGUACCGUGUGACAUACACUUGGAACCGAGGUGGGAGAUUAAAAGAACUCCGUAUCAGACACCUGGCUAGGAAAUUCCUUUACUUGUGGAUGAAGAAGGCAUUUGGAAGGGUCCUCCCUUCUAGCGCCAGGCGCUAUUAUGAUCAGAAGAUACUGCGGAAAACCUUUGGAGGGUGGAAGGAAGAAUGGUGGGUUAUUUGGAAAGAAUGGAAGCUCACCAUCCGGGCUGACUGCCAUUACAGGUAUUUCCUGUACAACCUGAUCUUUCGGGCCUGGAAGUCCUACAUACUCCUGCAGCGAGAGAAGAAGGUGACUUAUUGUGUUGCAGAUUCACACGCGGCAAAAAUGAAAACCCUUUGUACGUGGCAGCGCUGGCUGAGCUAUGUGGAAUUGCGCCGGAUGAAGCGCCGAAUGCACUUGGAGGCCUUCAAGUUCAGGGAAAAGAGUGCCUUGCGUCUUGCAUGGAGGUUGUGGAGGCAGAGAUGGUCCCAGAAUCAAGUUGCUUGUGAAAUGGAUGGUCAGGCUCUACAGCAUUGGGCCCAAGGCUUGCAGUUUCGUGCCUGGCUCAAAUGGAGGGAGUGCUAUACGUGCAUCCAAGAUGAGCGAAAGGAGGAGGCCAGGGCAGUGAUGCAUGAGCAGCACAGGGAGAUGUGGAGGGCCAUGAAAUCCUGGCAUGUUUAUGUGCAACUCCGAAGGGAGAAGGAGCAUCAGGACAAGCUGGCCUUGCAGCACAACCGCACCCGGGUCCUCUUUCAGAGCUUCUCAAUGUGGCGUCUGACUUGGGAACACAAACAACAACUGCAUGCUCACCAGGAGCAACUUGUUCAGCUGGCUGCGAGGGUCGCCUUGCGAAGAGUUUUGACACGAUGGAAGCAGUAUGUGACGUUGUGUGUCCAAAAAGCUAAGCACUAUGAACUUGCUGAGCGCCACUACAGAUGUCACCUGCUGCACUGUGGGCUGAGUGCCUUGCGUAAGAAUGUUACAGAAGCUUCUGUCAAGCAAAUGAGGAUAAACUUGGCUCAUCAGCAGCACCAAGUCAUGCUCUUGCUCAGGUUCUGGAAUGGAUGGAAGUCUCGUUUGGAACAGAAGGAGGAAGAGCGAUACCGCUCCCUGACACUGUCAGCUCAUUCUCACUACAGGACUGUGCUGCUGCACAGGUGUCUCAGUACCUGGUCGUGCCAUGCCAACUGGAAAAGGCACAAGAAGCUGCAAUAUGCCAGAGCCAAUAGGCACUACAAGGGCGUGAUCUUGCCUGCCACUUUUGAGGCCUGGAAGCGAUUCAAGGAUCAUCAGUGCUGGUGGCGAAAGAUGAAGGGGAUGGCCGUGUGUUUCCACAGAGAAAUUUGCACCAGGCGAUGGUUUGAAAGGUGGCGGCUGAGAAAACAUGAGCACCAAGAGAACCACAUGGCAGAGGAAAUGGCUGUUCUGCACUGUGAGCGAUGGCUGCUGUCCCAGUCCUGGUGCUUCUGGCGCAGGAGAACUGUGGUUCAGCUGGAAGAGCGUGAGGGACUGUCUUUGGCCAAAGAGCAUCACAACCACCAAAUCCUGCAGACUGCUUUCUGUCUUUGGAAGGAGAACGUUCAGGAAAUAAAGGAAGGGAGGACGAAGGAGGCCAGAGCUUCAAGGUUCCACUCUGUCAAGCUCCUGCGAUGGUCUUGGAGCAAGUGGCGACAGUACUUGAGGCACCGCUCUGAGAAGUGGGCGAAGCUGGUGAGAGCCGAUAUGCACCACCAGCAGGCUGUGCUGCACAGGGCCUUGUCAGCCUGGAAGGCUUAUCAGAGUCACAUCCAGCACAUUCUGUCCCAAGUAGCCAAAAAGGAGGAGGAGCAUAAUCAGCGGCUGCUACGGCAGGCACUGUGCACCUGGAAGGAAAAUGCUGCAGAUUCCAAGCAUGAAGCUGAGAAGGCUGCUUUGGCAGAAGAUCAUUACCGAAGAGCGUUUCUCUCAAAGGUUGUGCUCAGAUGGAGGGAUGCAGCCUCCUUGUGUGCUUACCAUCGUCAGCAGGAGGCAGCAGCUGUGAUGGAGGCCAGAAAGCAUUUGCAUGCAGUGAGCCUGCAGGGGAUGUUUCUUCGCUGGAAGGAGUCCUACGUUCAGUCCUCUAAGCAGAGAGGGCAGUUUGUCUUGGCAGCUCAGCACCAUGGGAGACAGCUGCUUAGCAAGUGCAUGGCCAGGUGGAAGCAGUAUCACCUCCAGUGCAUAAGGAAGAUGCUCCUGCAGAGACAAGGAGAUCAGCUGAUGGCCCGGAGGCUUUCCUCUACCUGCUUCUCAACCUGGAAGACACAGUUGGCACACAGGAAGAGGGAGCAGGAGAAAACUGUGUGGGCGCUUUGGCAUUGGUCCAUGUCCCUGCAGGGCAAGGUGUUUGAUGCUUGGCUGGGAUUUGUCCUAGAGCAGCAGCGCAAGAAAGGUCGGAUUGAAAGGGCUGUGGAGAUUUACCGGGCUGAUUUGCUGCGGGAGGGUGUGACCCGCAUCCUGAGGUACACGGCUGGCAUGAAGGAAUUCCGAGGGCACUUGCAGGCCCAGCAUCAGGUGAAGAUCGCCUGCCACCGUCACCAGGCUGUCUACCGGUGUGCCAUGCUCUGGAAACUAAAGGCCCUCUGCCAGAAACCCAGCCUGUCCAUUCCAGGGGCCCCUCUCAAGAAGCGAGUGACAUUCCAAGUGCCCGUGCCUGCUGCAAUCUCAAGAGCUGGUGGAGAUCUUGGAGGGAGAACGAGCCUUCGUUCCAUUCCAAGGCCUGCACAGAGCGACCACCAGGCCCACAUUUUCCAGGCUUCUGGAGAUUCCAUCCUGACUGAGCUGCAGGCGGCCCGCCAAGGAAGGUUACAGCCACGUAAACCUGACUUUCUGCUGCAAUCUCUGGAGAGAACAGAGCUGCCUGGUCCUGACUUGAAUGGACUAGAAAGCCUUGCUGGGGCUUUGCAGAAAACGACUCCAAGCCACCCUCCUGCUCUGUCUACGGCCCUUUUGUCAUCUGCCCAAAGCAGUAUCCCUUCUCCACCCCAGUUCAGUGGCUGCCCCUUCUCAGCACCCCCACUUCCUCAGGCUGCUCCAGUGCUGUGCAUGCCCCCUUGGCCAGAUAGCACAGCCCUCCCAAAGCCAAAACCGGAGCUGUUGCCACCUUCCUCCUUCAUGACACGGAGAAAAGAGAGGCCAGGAACGGUCGAGCCUUUGGACCUGCAGCCUGGCCUCUAUUCCACAAACCCUGCAGGACCAACCACUGGGAAGGAAAAAGUGCUGGCAGACCCAAGGGCAGAUUUCUUACUGCCUGAAGAUUUUGCAAGGAGAGAGAGCCCUCCUCCCCAUCCCACUUGCAGAAGGGCAGGAACCAAAGAACCAGAAAGGGCAACAGAGGGUUUUACUCAGGAGGCGCUGGCAGUUCAGAAACAGCUGGGAGCUGAGCUCCAGGUUAUUGGGAAGAAAAUGCAACUCUACCACCACAACCAGCAGGAGCUGAAGUCCUGCCAGCGGCAGCAGCGUAUUCUGCUUAAGUACCUGGAGAUGAGACCAGGGGAUGAAGAACAGAUGGCUGUGCGUCAAGUACAAGAAGAGUUGGAUCAGCUGAAAGUGAAGAUCACUUCCCUCAAGCACAUACUGGGAGAAGAGCGACAGCUAAUGGAGUCCUAUGUCACGCGUGUCCAGGAUAUUCGAGCAUCUCUUGGCACUAAAGCAUCUUGGACUCACUUGUUUGCAUAAUAUGCAGUAGGAUGGCUGGACGUUGUCCCUUUGCUAUGCAGGAGGUGGGGGUGGCAGAGGAGCCUCCACCCCGUUAGCUGUACAAACACUGGUGGAGGCUGCAAUCCAAUAUAACACAUUUACCUGGGAGUAAGUCACAUUGACCUGCAUAGGAUUGCACUGCAGGUAGUUGGCAUGUCUCUUUACAGCAGUCUAAUGUUUUCUUUUAAAAAGUCAGCCACAGUAAGUCAUUCAUUUUUAUUUUAAAACAUUUUCAAUUAAUGAGUUAAUGUCCUUAAGUUGUACAUUUUGACAUACAAAAAUACUGUGCUACUGAUACAGUUGAAAAAUUAAAUGGAUUCUCCGUGCAGGAGAAAUUCACAGCGUCACUAAGAAACCCACUCCCAUUUUGCUUAGGAUCAAUGUGACCUCCUCUGGCUCUCAGCAGCCUCAGGCCCCCACCACAAUCUCCUCCCCUAGACCGGGAAGUUCAUCCAGCAGAAUUCCCUUGUCCUCAAUAAGCAGCAGAACCUUCAGUACCGCUCUGCAAGCAGAGUAACAAGAAAUUAAAGCUCAAAGAGGAGCUGGCAAAGCAGCCAAGUGGAAGCAAUGGAUGGAGCAAAGUUUACCCCCUUCGGGUAAUGCACUAAUAAUGAUGCACUAAUAGAGGAGCUGUGACUCAUCAUUCUAUCCUAUGGUUAAACAGGCCAGUUAGCUGGUUAGAAAACCCACCUUCACACUGUGCAAAGAUAGGAAGGAUGGAUGACCAGCCAUCAUCACCAAGGCCACUUCUCUGCCCUUCAUCAGCAUCAGAGACGGGAACCACUAUCAUUGGAAACAUCCAUGCCUCAAAUGGCACACGCCUCGAAGACUUGCUCAUUUUUUUCUAGCAGUCACAGUCUUAAAAGUGCCUUGGCUUCUUUUCUUAUGGCUGUGCUCGUUAAAAGGGGCAGCUUCUCUCGUGUGUGUGUGUGUGUGUGUGUGUGUGUGUGUGUGUGUACAAGGUAAGACUAAAAGCAAAGAAAGCAUAAGGAGGAGGAGGGAUGCCGUUUUAAAACCAAAUGAGCUCAACACUCCUGAGCCUCAGCCAUGUUCACAACUUGGUUUCUUAAGGUCAAGAACAAAACACAGACAUCAUAAAUAAACCAAUCCCUUUUCAACUGCCCCCCCCCCUUUGGCACCAAUUUCUAAGAAUCCCCUCCCAGGAAAAAAAGGCAUAGUAAGUUUUAAGAUUCCCCUUAUUAUUGGUCUACACAGCAGUGCUUAAUGUUUUGCCACUGAACCCCACUUGGAUGUGUGUGGGAUGAAGGUUCAGAAUAUAACUCUCAAGCUGGCUUUGGCAAAUUUGGCCUUUAAGUAUUUUGCAAGUCCAGCA